AUGGCAACAUCACCGAAGCUUACGAUCAACUCUGGUAUUCCCUUACAUGAUCCAACAGAGUAUCGUCGCAUUGUUGGUAGCUUUCAAUACCUUGCAUUUACACGCCCAGAUAUUUCGUUCGUGGUCAAUUGCCUCUCCCAGUAUAUGCAUUCUCCAACUGAUCUCCAUUGGCAAGCGGCCAAACGUCUACUUCGUUACCUCAAGGGGACUACCACACAUGGCAUUUUCCUGAAACGAAACAAUCCUCUUUCCUUACAUGCCUACUCUGAUGCAGAUUGGGCAGGAGACUCAACUGAUUAUGUCUCUACCAAUGGCUACAUAGCUUAUCUUGGUCAUACACCGGUGUCUUGGUCGUCUAAAAAGCAGAAUGGUGUCACGAGGUCAUCCAUGGAGGCAGAGUAUCGGUCUGUUGCCAACACUUCGUCAGAACUACGGUGGAUAUGUUCAUUGUUACAAGAACUUGGUAUCACGUUACCAACCAUACCUACCAUUUAUUGUGACAACAUUGACGCAAUAUAUCUCUGCGCCAACCGAUCAGGUGUGCUUCGUGUGGUUCAUGUCACUACUAAAGACCAACUGGCCGAUGCUUUAACGAAAUCACUUUCUAAGAUUCCAUUCACUAGCUUCCUCAACAAGAUUGGAGUUACGCCAAGCCCCUCCAUCUUGAGAGGGUGUAUAGAGAAUCACUCACAAUGA
Molecule: messenger RNA, 696 nt
Organism: Camelina sativa (false flax)
Lineage: Eukaryota; Viridiplantae; Streptophyta; Magnoliopsida; Brassicales; Brassicaceae
Source: RefSeq, a predicted model, not a curated record